This is a messenger RNA of Pseudovirgaria hyperparasitica, 1386 nucleotides long. RefSeq names its product SCA7-domain-containing protein. The transcript is spliced from 3 exons. NCBI's taxonomy places the organism in Eukaryota, Fungi, Ascomycota, Dothideomycetes, Acrospermales, Acrospermaceae. Gene Ontology annotation, biological process: regulatory ncRNA-mediated heterochromatin formation; regulation of transcription by RNA polymerase II; RITS complex assembly. Gene Ontology annotation, cellular component: SAGA complex. The record is from RefSeq and is a predicted model, not a curated record. Bases 1 to 1386 code for a protein of 461 amino acids.
AUGUCGCCAAACGGUGCCCGCAAAGCCGCUUCCUCUAUUUACGACCAAUCCCGCUUUCCUGGUCAUUCCACCGUAACCAGACCGUCGUUCAUCUCCAACGAACAGUACGAGAAGUUCUUCACCGAGAGAGAGAGAACGGUGCCUUGCACGUUCAUCCCAAAGAAACAGUAUCUGAAGCAGAGUAACCCUGGAAAUUGGCGAGAGAAUGAUGUCACUGAUGUCAACCCGGAAAAGGACGCCUCUGCGCCGGAAUCUCCGCUCAUCAACCAACUCGACGACAAGACGCUUGCAGCCUUCCCGACGGGCCGACCUAUGGAAGACAAGGCAGAUCUCGUGCAGUGUAAGCAUUGCAAAAGGCCAGUUUCACGCAUUGCCUCAGCGGCCCACAUCAAAGAGUGUCUCACGAAGAAGACGGAGAAGCUCCGAAAGAAGAAGGAAGCAAAGGAGGCUAAGGAUGCUGCAGCACGAAAGGAAAAAGAUGAAAAAGACGACGACGAGGGUUCGCAGUCAAAAGGAGCUCGUAAGAGUGCUGUGAAAGGAGCAAAUACUGACAGUGCAAAAAAGGGCAAGAAGAGGAAAGCGGACGGGGAUGGCGACAAGCAGCCGAAUGCGAAGAAGAAGAAGAAGGACGAGCCGAAGCCGAAGGCAGGAAAGCCUAAAGGUCCCGUCGACGUGGAGAGACAGUGUGGUGUCGCCCUCCCGAACGGAGGCCAGUGUGCCCGAAGCUUGACUUGUAAAAGUCAUUCGAUGGGCUUGAAGCGAGCUGUCCCUGGUCGAAGCUUGCCAUAUGAUGUUCUUCUACAGCAGUACCAAAAGAAAAACCAAGCUAAGCAACAACGUGCGGCCAUUGAAGCAAAUGCUCCUCUUGUCGACGAUCUCGACGCCGAAGGCGGACCUAUCGACUCGGAUGAGGAAAAGGAGGCAAUCAUGGCGGCCAUCGCUCGGUCGAACCCUCAGCCCAUGGCUACUCGAGUUCCUAUUGCGCUGAACCGUAAGUACGGCUAUAUCCGGAUGAAAGACAUGUUCCGCACCUCCUUUACGCCUGCACGUAUGGGACGCGUCGACAAUAAUAAUAACAAUAAUAAUAAUACGAACAACAAUAACACAAACAACGCAAACAUGGGCAGCAACACUGGACCGACGCCUAUUGACACCACAGUCGCGUCGAACAACCAUGGAGGCGGCAUGCUGAACAGUGCGGCGCUGACAUCAGCGGGCCUCGACAGCAACUUUGGCAACUUUAGUCCGAUCAUGAACGGGGGCGACGUGCAUGAGCGUCGGCGGGUUCCAGACGGUCAAUUCCAUGGUGGACCGAGAUCGAUCAUGCCCGGACAGCUGCCCGGACCUGCAAGUCGGAAGCCGAGCCUUACUGCUGGCGGUGCUUGA